AAGAAAAGCCGCAUAUUAUGUCGGACACAUUUCUAUUGACACCAACAUGCGUGUGUCGUAUUUGCUCACCUGCUUGUACGUCAUUGCGGCGUAUGCGUGGGCCGAAACGACCGACACGACCCGAGGAAUCCCGCCGCCGCGCGUCCGCCGCGCGUGGAGCCAAUAUUCGCGCAACGAGAAGGAAACGUACAUCUCCGCCGUGGCACUCGCGAUGCAGAAAGGCCUCCACCACCGCUUCAUGGAGAUCCACAUGGAACCGUCCUCAGAGCGCGAAGCCCACGACUGCCUCUUCUUCUACUGGCACCGCGCGUUCUUGCUUGCGUACGAAAACAUGCUUCGAUCGCUCAGUCCGCAGUAUGCCGGCGUAACUCUUCCGUACUGGGACUAUGCCACGAUCGGCGCCAACUUCAUUGCGGGCAGUUGCACGAACAUGCUCACGUGCGGCACUCUUCUCAAAGACUUUGGCGGGUCCCUUCCGCUAGGCUCAGCAGGGAUCAAGACGUUCACGGUCAAUGGCGAAAUUAUCGAGUCGGACAAUUGCGUCAAGUCCAAUCUGACGUCGAGCUUCUGCCAAAGCACGUCGGCAUUCAUGAGCAAUAAGUGCAUCGGCUGCAUGCCGCGCAACGAUUGGUCCCAGGUUGCCGUGCCACCGGACGUCAACGUCCUUAGCGUCUACAACAACAUCUUGGGCACCGUGGCACCGACGCUUGCCGGCGUCACGAGCGGCGUUCAAUAUGGCACGCACAACAUGGUCCACGCGGUAUUGAAUGCAAUCAUGGGCACGUUCGCGUCGCCAGCCGAUCCAGUCUUCUACGCCCACCAUGCCAUGGUGGACGCGCUGCACACAAUCUACUACAGCUGUGUUGUGGCGCGCAAGCCGCCAAUCAACAAGGGCGCCGAUGCGCGAACGUGGACCUCGUGUCGCAACUUCAAUGGCCGCACGAUCCUCCCGACAGAUACCAUCACGAUGAAGGGAGGAAACGCUGGAGCCCAGCCGACGUCUGUGUGGCUGCCGACUCACCCGUUGAACCCGUACUUUGCAGGCAUUCCAAAACUCUACACGGGCUACACGGACACGACACAGCUCGGUGCGCACUCGUACUCGUACAACUUUACCGGCACGAUGCUGGACAAGAUGAACAAGCAGUGCACCAAGUUCCACCCGUCGCUGGCAUCGUUUCUGUACGAGCCCAAUGAGGAGGCAGCGUCAGCCGACGUGACGACCGAGAUCUCGUGGCUUCAGGACGCAACACGGCUUGCGUCCAAGUUCUACACGGAUCCAAAGGAUGUCAACCUCCAAGUCCAGAUGAUGCUGUGCGUCUACUACAACGAGUGCCUCGGCGGAGUCUUCGACUACUCGGAAAAGUUCAAGACCAGUUUUCGCGUGUCGGUCAAGCCGCCAUGCAAGAGUAUCAUCGAUGACCUUGCCCGGGGUGAUGUUGUGAUCGGCGUACAGGGCUGGGAAUCGUUGCUUCUCAAGCGGUACCCAUGCAACAACCCGUCCGUCUUAUUUUAGUGGCCACGGCGCAAGAUUCUUUUGUACUAAAUCGACAACAAUGGUAUUACACCUUUGGUUGUAUACA
Molecule: messenger RNA, 1583 nt
Organism: Saprolegnia diclina VS20
Lineage: Eukaryota; Oomycota; Saprolegniomycetes; Saprolegniales; Saprolegniaceae
Exons: 5
Coding region: 47-1516 (489 amino acids)
Molecular function (GO): oxidoreductase activity
Source: RefSeq, a predicted model, not a curated record